GGUGUUCGUUGGGCGGGCCCCAUAGGGCCAGCCUAUCCAAGGAUCGCGUCAUCGCUAGUGCAGUUUCCUCAUCAUCGACUGGCCGUCGCUCGCACCAGAAUGGAUUGCGCCCAUCUGCCCGCCCGCCGGCCAAGACCCUGACACUGACGGCCUCUCCAGGAACCGCGCCCAGAUCUGAUUUUUGUUAUUCUGUUCUCUUCGCUGCUGCCAGCUUCAUGACGCCUGGCCUGUCGCCCGCUGCACCAUGUGGUUUGCCCGCCUCUUGCUCUCGACCCUUCUCGCCUGGUCGCUGAGCGUCUCGGCCACGAUCCUGGAGAAUGGGCAGCCCCGAGCCGAUCCAUACCCCGGCCAGGUCAACGCCAUCAGCCUCGACAGCUCCUGGAGAACCUACGAUGCUGAUGCGCCCGAGAUUGCCUACAAGGGCCGCUGGGACAGUAAACACAUCUCAUUGUGGUUAGCGCCCGGGAUAAAGCUACGGUUUUCAGGCCCCAAGCUUGCUAUCAGCUUCGGCGAAAACACAAACGAGGGCACCAUGAUCGCUUAUCGGAUCGGAACCCUCGACUGGCUCUUUUCGAACGUUACCGCCGAUUCUACAUACCAGUUUGUUGGAGAGGGGACCCAGUACGAAGAACUCCCCGGGGAUGGGGAGCACAUUUUUGAGAUGAGAGUUACCAACUGGGGCAUAGGAGUUCAGAUGGCCGGGGCCUCCGUCGAUGUCGAUCACUAUCUUUCGAAACCGCCGACGUUUAAGAGAAAGGUGGAGAUUAUCGGGGGGAGUUUGACGGGCGGACAGUACGCUACCUACGAGACCCUUUCUUCCUGGGCCUUCCUCUACGCACAGGGUCUCGGAAAUGUCGAGUUCGGGAUUACGGCCUACCCCGGAGCAUGUCUAGCCGACUUGCAGUGUUAUGGCGGAGGUACCCACGGAACGAUCUGGUACUGGCACAAGGCCUCCGACCCCGGCUCCCGCGCUGCCGGUAUGUACGGCCACGAGCCUGAAGAGUGGGACGUCACGGCCGAACAACCGGCCGACCUGGUCAUCAUCCAAAUGGGAGGCAACGACCACCGUCAUCCGAACGAGAUCCCCGGAGAGAACUUCUACGACGGGUAUAUCGAGGUCAUCGAGGACGUCCACAAACACUGGCCGGACGCUUCAAUUGUCAUCAUGACUCAAUGGGGCAUCUGGGAGCAAGAGGGCGCCGAAUACACUCAAACAACAGUCUACGAAGAAGAAAUCACGCGCGUCUACGAACACUUCAAAGACCGCCGGUGGAACUUUGUCUACCUCUUCCACGCCAACGGAAUCCUCAGCCACAACGACAUCAACCCCAAGAACCACCCGACAGACGUCGGCCACAUCAAGAUUGCAAGCCACCUGCUGCAAUGGACGAAUUUGAUGCUCGGGUGGGAGCUCAACCCGCGCGGGCAGAUGACCAGCCAGACGCUUUACUGGAAUAAUAUGGAGAAUUACUGAGCGACUUUUUUUGCCUUCUUGUCUUUGCUUCUGUUCCUGUGGAUAUUUGUUUGCCCUUGAUUUGGUUGUAUUGCAUAUAUAUUGCAUCGCAUAGCGCUCGUACAUUCGUACUUGCUCUGUGUUAAGUCGUGUAUUUAGACUUGGAGCUGGUUGGAUAAUGUACAUUACGAGAUCUCACGAUGACGUGAUUGUCAACUGAGCGUAGAAUUAAUCCCUUGAGUUUCUCUUUCAAUUCUAUAUAUUCGGAGCGAG
Molecule: messenger RNA, 1726 nt
Organism: Aspergillus versicolor CBS 583.65
Lineage: Eukaryota; Fungi; Ascomycota; Eurotiomycetes; Eurotiales; Aspergillaceae
Product: SGNH/GDSL hydrolase family protein
Exons: 10
Coding region: 245-1474 (409 amino acids)
Molecular function (GO): carboxylic ester hydrolase activity
Source: RefSeq, a predicted model, not a curated record